Cryptosporidium muris RN66 is the source of this 1710-nucleotide messenger RNA. RefSeq lists its product as uncharacterized. The coding region runs from base 1 to 1710 and encodes 569 amino acids. The record is from RefSeq and is a predicted model, not a curated record. NCBI's taxonomy places the organism in Eukaryota, Apicomplexa, Conoidasida, Eucoccidiorida, Cryptosporidiidae. The transcript has a single exon.
AUGAGGAUAUUGCCUUAUCUGCACAUUGCAAUUCUCUUGGCUACUUUGGUAGUUUCAUGUUUCUGUAGUAACCGAAGGGCUGAAGUUAAGACUAGGGAGGUUUUGGAUUAUGUUUAUGUACCUCACUGGUUAUUUGCAACUAAUGUCCUAAAUUUGAUGCUAUUCCAACCAGGGCGAGGUAUGGGAUUUCCAUGGCCACAAACCCCUCCUUACGAGUUCAGGAGAUUAUUCAAAAGUAAACCUGAGGACUUCUGUGGAGAUUGCAGAGUAUUGUUGAGAAAUUGGUUAUCAUCAGAACCUCCAAUGCUUCUUUAUAGGGCUCCUCCAUAUGUCUCUAGAAUUCCAUCAAUUAUCAGUGUUGUAUGUGGUGCAAUUGAAAUAAAAUAUUAUGGAUAUGGUGAAAGUUUAUGCAAGACUGUAUCUAUGAAGUUUAAUCUAUACAACUACUACUCUGGACUUAGCUUAGCUCCAACUACAAAGAGACGUGCAGCAUUCCCAGCUUCUCAUACUGAAUAUCAUUCAAUAAAUAAACAUUACUUCGUUCCCACUAAUAAGAAAGCGAAACUUAAUUUAAGAGCUGCUUAUCCAGCCACUCAUACUAACUAUCCAGCAGAUGGUAAACAUGGUUACCAACCUGUAGUAAAUCGCACUGAUCUUGAAGAUAGAGCUGCUUUCCCAGCUACUCACACUAAUUAUCCAGCAGAUGGUAAACAUGGUUAUCAACCUGCAGUAGAUCGCACUGAUCCUGAAGAUAGAGCUGCUUUCCCAGCUACUCAUACUAAUUAUCCAGCAGAUGGUAAACAUGGUUACCAACCUGCAGUAGAUCGUACUGAUCCUGAAGAUAGGGCUGCUUUCCCAGCUACUCAUACUAAUUAUCCAGCAGAUGGUAAACAUGGUUAUCAACCUGCAGUAGAUCGUACUGAUCCUGAAGAUAGGGCUGCUUUCCCAGCUACUCAUACUAAUUAUCCAGCAGAUGGUAAACAUGGUUAUCAACCUGCAGUAGAUUGUACUGAUCCUGAAGAUAGGGCUGCUUUCCCAGCUACUCAUACUAAUUAUCCAGCAGAUGGUAAACAUGGUUAUCAACCUGCAGUAGAUCGUACUGAUCCUGAAGAUAGAGCUGCUUUCCCAGCUACUCAUACUAAUUAUCCAGCAGAUGGUAAACAUGGUUAUCAACCUGCAGUAGAUUGUACUGAUCCUGAAGAUAGAGCUGCUUUCCCAGCUACUCAUACUAAUUAUCCAGCAGAUGGUAAACAUGGUUAUCAACCUGCAGUAGAUCGUACUGAUCCUGAAGAUAGAGCUGCUUUUCCAGCAACUCAUACUAACUAUCCAGCACCGGGACCUGGAAGUGGUGACAUUCCAUUUACUGUGGUUAUACCUGUGAUAAAAGCUGCUUACCCAGCUUCACAUACACAAGCACCAGUAGAUCCUAAUCAUGGCUAUACUCCAGAAGUACUAGUGCAAGAGUUUGUAGAUAGGGCUGCUUUCCCAGCUACUCAUACUAACUAUCCAGCACCUGGACCAGGUGAACCCUUAAAUAUACCUUGGGAACACUUAUCUGAACUGCUAGUUAAGGAUGAUAAGGGCAUACCUUAUGUAAUGACAGCUGCUGGUCCAGUAUAUGGUGAUGGAAGUAUCAAUGAACUUAUUCAAGCUGCAGAUAUAGCAGCUAUAGCUGAAGAAGAAAAGUUAAAUGUUACAUUGGCAAAUUGA